This is a messenger RNA of Chelonus insularis, 1952 nucleotides long. RefSeq lists its product as uncharacterized. The transcript has 4 exons. NCBI's taxonomy places the organism in Eukaryota, Metazoa, Arthropoda, Insecta, Hymenoptera, Braconidae. The record is from RefSeq and is a predicted model, not a curated record. Gene Ontology annotation, molecular function: protein binding; DNA binding. Bases 309 to 1460 code for a protein of 383 amino acids. Gene Ontology annotation, cellular component: nucleus. Gene Ontology annotation, biological process: regulation of transcription by RNA polymerase II.
AACAUUUUUUCUUCAUCUUAACCUAAAUUAAUUACACAAAUUCUAAUUCUUGAAAUCCAUUCAAAAUUUAAAUUACCCGCUACAUAAUACGAGCACUCUGUUUCCACUUUUGACCGCAAAACAAGGGUGACACUGCGGUCAAUACAUAAAAAAUUAAUUGAAAUUGUUUAAAUAAUAAUCAUAAUGUAUUAUUAUUGUCAAAACAAGAGAUUAUUCAAACUAAAUUACAUAAGUUUUGUGGACAAAUAUUAAUUAAACACUUAUUAAUCAACUAAUGUAUUAAAUCGAGAAUAACAACAAAAUUCAUAAUGUCAAGUCAAAUAUGUUUGAAGUGGAAUAGUUUUCUAAAUAACAUUGUGAAAAGUUUUGAGAAUCUUUGGGAAGAAGACAGUUUAGUUGAUGUAACAUUAGCAAGUGAUGGAAAAUGUUUGACUGCACAUAAAAUAAUUCUAUCAGCAAGUAGUCCAUUCUUCAAGAAAAUUUUCGAGACAAAUCCUUGUCAACAUCCAGUGAUAAUUCUCCAAGAUGUGCAUUUCAGUGAAUUAGAAGCAUUAUUAAUAUUUAUAUACAAAGGAGAAGUCAACAUAGAACAAGAUCAACUACCAAUCCUACUAAAAGCAGCUGAAACUCUUCAGAUUCGAGGUCUAUCCGGUGGAGAAAUUUCAGCAAAUAAAUCUUUUAAAAGACUAGUCGAUUGGGAAUUGAACAGCAGUGACCAGACGACCAAUAAUUCUGAAGAGUCACCGAAGAAAAAGUACAAAAACUCACGAGGACAAAAUAACAAUUCAAUAUUUGAAAAAACAACUGCUAAGAAAUCGAGGUUUUCAAACUCAACUGGGGUUUUUAAUCAUGAUAAAGCUAACAGAGAUAGUAACUUACUAUCAGAUAGCAUUGCUCAUUCUGUUUAUCCUCAGUUAGAAAUGAAAAUAGAACCACUGGAGUCGAUAGCAGAUGAAUUGCAGAAACAAAUAGAAGAUGAUGUUGAUCAGCUGGAGAAUAGAUUUAACACAAGCCAAUCCAAUCACUCGCAAUGUCUCGAGAAUACUUCUACUCAAGAUGUCCCUGGAAUACCUGAUAAUAUUCCUGGAAAAUUUAAAACACUAAAACCACUACUCUAUGCCUAUCAACGAUUACCAUAUGCUGAUUUACUUCCUAGUCCAGAUGUUAUAUCAACAUGGGCAUCAUCUAGACCCAUGGAUCAUCUAGCUUGUGACCUUAUGAAAAUACUUUUCACCCCUGAAGAAAGAAUCCUUUGCAAUGUUAAUGGUAAAAUGGGCAAACAACAGUUUGAUAGUGAUAAAAUACAUUUGAUAAGAGAAGUUUUGUUACAUUUUAGUAAUAUUAGUCCGAAUAGUAUUCAAUGGGAAGAGACAUGGAAAAAUUGUGUUACUAAAAUAGAUACUAGUAAUAGGGGAUUUAAGAGAUAUUUAUUUCAGAGAAAGGCAAUUAAUACCCACUGACUAUUACCCUUUAUGUUUAGGAGUAGGAAUAAAAAUGAAUGCAGUAGCACUUCAUGGUGUUUCAAAGAAACCUUUAAAUAAUUUAUUUAUUGACUGGCAAUGAUUAUCAUGCUGACCAGCAUGCUAAUUGUCAACAUAAGAUAGACAUGGUGUAAAAUUUAUUCUAGCCACGUAUGAGCUUUUGAUUAAUUUUAAAAUCAACAACAUAAAUGUAUAGAAUCUUUCUGCGAUAUUAUUUGUGAUGUAUUAUGGUUAGCCUUGGUAAGAUGUUAAAGUCAAAAGGCAUAAGAUUAAUUAUUUCUUUGAUAGAAGUACGUAUCUGGAUGUAUGUAUGUAUAUAUUAUCAACAAAUUAUCUCAUAAUGUUACUCAAUAUUGUAUAAUUCAAAUAUUUCAAUGCUUUAAAUUAUUUUUAAGGCCAAUUGUUAGACACAAAGACCUUUUAUUUCAUGACAAAAUUAUUUUUUAUGGUUUAACAAGUCUAGAAAUGUUA